AAUUGUCAGAAUUUGACUAUUUCUGCCGUAAAAGUGCAUGUGUGUGUUGUGCAUUAAUGAAGUUGUAAAUUCUAACUAAUUUCUGCAGUAGCGAAAACAUCUUCUGGGACUGUUAACCAGUAAGCGUCCAGGCACAAUAGUUCAAAUUUAUGUUUAGUUUCCGGCACUAAUCAUCUGUUUCGGCAUCUAGAAGAACUGCAUCUCGGAAGAAUAAACAACGAAGAUACUGCAUUUCGAAAUUCAAGUUAAUGAUUGGUUGAGCUUCGUCAAACUAUAAGUUAACCAAUAUGGAGUGUGUUGGGGCAGAAAAGGGUGAUUGUAGUAGUGAAAACUGUAGGCCUAAUGCAGAAUGUUUGCAAGAGACAGAAAAGGAAAGUGGUACUGUUCCUGAUGGUGAUGUGAAUGUUGAAAAAGUGGACUUCAAAGUAAUAUACAACAAGACGAAAUACGAUAUUAGUUUUGGUUUAGAUAGCACUGUCGGGCAGCUGAAGGAACACCUGCAGGAUGUCAUAGGUGUUCCACAGGCCAUGCAGAAAGUUAUGAUAAAAGGACUUGCAAAAGAUGAAAGGACACUGAGGGAACUUGGUGUUGUUAAAGGUGCUAAAGUAAUGGUUGUAGGCUCAAAAUUGGACGAUGUGCUGGCAGUGUCUACCCCCAGCAAGCAGGAAUUGCUAGAGGAGAAAGCUGUAUCCACAAGCAAGGAGCCGUUUUGCAAACAGAAACAACAUCGGAAGGUGUUGGAUAAAGGUGUUCCAGAAGAUGCAAUGCCUGGAAUAAAAAAUGCAAAGGAUCCAUUGCCACCAUUUCCUCUGUCAGGAAUGUUAAAUAAAUCUGGUGGAAAGGUACGUCUCACUUUCAAAAUGGAGCAAGAUCAGGUGUGGAUUGGCACUAAAGAACGCACUGACAAGAUACCCAUGACAUCAAUUAAGGCAGUUGUUAGUGAGCCGAUUGAUGGCCAUGAUGAGUAUCACAUAAUGGGAAUUCAGCUUGGGCCAACAGAGGCCUCAAGAUACUGGGUGUACUGGGUGCCAGCUCAGUAUGUAGAUGCCAUCAAGGAUGCCAUUCUUGGAAAGUGGCAGUACUUCUGAUUCUAUUCUGUGGUGACUAAAAAUUCAGAGUCCAUUGUGGGUGCUUCUGCCCUUUCAAGUAAAACAGUUUUGUGAUGUGACUGUAAUAAGACAUGAUAUGUAUUUUUCAGCACGAUUUUUCAUUCAAUUCGAUUGAAGUGGAGGCGUGCAUCUGCAGUGAGAAAGUUACCAGACACUGAUGUGAAUAUGUGAUUUAUCUGUAUUGAGACUUUUAGGUCUUUUUUAUGUAAAGCAAAAUAUAAUACUCUUACUGUUGCUAGCACAACAGAUUGGACUGAUGUAUGUAUUUAUGAGUUAUCAACCUCGCCUUUGCUUUCGAUAGCUGGACUUUAUGGUAUGUCAGUUUAUGAGAUUGUUUAAUUAUGUUUUGUUGAUUGUAACAAUGAUUGCUGUUAAAUUUUUAUGUUUUGAUUAUAUAUAUAUAUAUAAUAAAUGCACAAAUGAGAAACAGUUUUUCUUUUAGUAUGAACUGAGACUUGUUAAUGGAAUUACCAGGGCAGCUCAAUCAAAAUAGGCACUGUUUGAUCUAUAUACUCUUCCCAGUGUGGUGUACUAGUUAAAUACCUCCUUACUAGUGUUUGAUGAGUGCUUCUUUAACUCUUUCACUACUGUGAGCAUGUGUAUACAUCUUGCUACACCAUUCCCCAGCUGUUGUGGACGUCUAUAUGUGCGCCUCUUAGAUUUUCCUACAGUGCUAUGGGUGUUCCAUAUCUCAGCGAAUAAAAUAGUUUAUAGCAUUUAUCAUACAACAUAUGUGCCUCAUUGACUGCUAUCAUUUACUGAAAGAAAGGCGAAAAACCCAUUUCAGUAUCUUGAAUCAUUUAGGAGAUAUGAUGAUUUUUAUGACUGUGGUUCAUGAUGCACAAGAGCAUAAAUAGGCACGUCAUGAAUGACUGUUCUAGUAUGACUUUUCCAAGUUUUGUCUCCUGUUACAGUGUUGUAUACAGAUUUUAACUUUCCUCACUCAAAUUUUCUGAGCAUUUCAUUACGCCAGCUGACAAGCCUGUUUUUUGAGCUUUGGUCAAAUUGUGCUGAAAUCAUCAUGAACAGAUCUUCAGAGUUAAAUAUUCAUUCAAAAUCAAAUCUACUGCUAGUUUCAAUUUGUCUAUGAUGUCUCCAUUUCACAGCAAGUCACAUGCCAACCAUCUUCAAUUGUGUUGGACUAAAUUCAUCACUGGAAGCCUGACUCGCAACAAAAAUCUGCAAACCACAAUACUAAACAGUCUUUGCUGAAGGUAGUUGACUGCCAAAUAUAGAAUGAAGUGAUUUCAGACAUUGUUGUUGAGUUAGGCAUUUACGAAAAUUAUGAAAAAUCCUCGGAAAACUUUUACAUCAGAUUUCCAUAUUUUUGCAACAUUGUUUAUUUGAACAUUAAUUGUAAUCAAACUACCCAGCCAUUUUCUGAGAUGCCACAUAUACUUAUAUAUUAUUUUAUCGGGUAGUCAGUAAAAGUCUCCAAAGCUUGUAAGGAUGUUCCAGGGUAGGUUGUUCUGAGAAAUAACUUUUAAGAAAAAAAUUGGUACAUUGUGCCGUUUCUAAGGGAAUUUGUAUUGAAGUUAAGUCAGUCAGGCUGUUGUGUACAUAAAUUCAAGCAGCUCAUCAGAGAUGGUGUCGCCAAAUAUGUUCUUCAUCAGUUUCCUAAAACUGAGCAAGAGAGCGGUACAAAAAUUGGAAAUAGGAUCAGACCCGAGCCAAAGGCUGAGCAGUCUCGUGUGCAACAUCUAUGCUAUGGUAACAACUGACACUAAUUUCGUCUGAUGGGCUGCUCAAAUUUACAAAUGCUACAGCCUGAUUGGCUAACUUAAGCGCUAAUUAACUCAGAAGUCAGAUAUUUUUGGCUGAGUAUGUUAGGCUAAAUGACGGAUAGCAUUUUCUACUGUGGUAUUUAUGAAUGUUACUGUUGAUUUGAACUGCAGUAAAUUUUUGACAACUUUGUGAGGGAAUAAAUGUACUGUGCCUAUUAUCCAAAUACCCAAUCGAUAAAGAAGUGAAUCUGAUAGACUAAAAAUGUGUACCACACAGACAGAGUGAAAGACUGAUUGUGGAAACAGUUUUCUAGGCUAUGGCUAAGUCAUUUUUCCACAGUACCCUUUAUUCCGAGAGUUCUAGUGCCACAAGACACAGAACAACUUCUGUGAGGUUGUAAAGUGAGAGGUAUGUGCUGACAAAAGGCAGGUUAAGAGGUGGACCUAAUAUUGAUUAUUCUCCAUUUUUAAAUAUGCUUCACUGUGUGCACUCCCUGGGUUUCUUAAUACAACAGUUUGCACUCCCUCAGAUAGUACAGGAUGUUUAAAAAACUAUAUACAUAUUAGAAAGUAUUUAUAGCUUUACCAUGGCUAGGUUAUUGGAGGAAUGAAUACAUAGUUUAUAUACAUUCCUGCUAGGCAUUGUCUUCUGUUUGCUUGGUUACCUGUUGUAAAACGGCUAUUCCACAGCAGAAAUCAUUUGUGUUCUGUAAUUUGCGAAGUGUCACUCCGUGAGGACAGUGCAAAGACGUUUCUGGUUGGCGUGCCAAACCGAUCCUCCAAAUGGGUGGAAUAAGUACAGCUGGUGUCAACAGUUUGUAGACACAGGAUGUGUAUGUAAAGGAAAGAGUCCUGGCUGCCCUCAUGUUUCCGACAAAAAUGUCACAUGGAUUCAAACGGCUUCCCAACAUAGUCCUACAAUAUCAGCUCUUGUGAUUCGGGACUUUUAACUGCCUACAACAAUAAUUUGGCGUAUCUUAUGAUGUCAGUUGGUUAUUAAGCUGUACAAGUUACAGCUGUUUCAGGCUCUACAUCACGAUGACAAAGGCAAACUUGGCAUUUUCUGAUGGGUUUCAGAAUUAUAUUGUCAAUGUUCACACUUUUACACAGCAAGUCAUCUUCAGCGAUGAAGUGACUUUCCAUCUUAGUGGGAAAGUAAUCAAACACAAUGUUUGAAUCUGAGGCGUACAGAACCCACAUGGUCACACUGAUUCUCCCAAAUCAAUUCAUUUUGUGCAAUAUCCCACUUGUCUGUUUACUGCCCAUUCUUCUUUGAUGGAAACUUGGUUAACAGUCAGUAGGAUUUUACGAUGUUAUAAAAGUGGCUGGUUCUGAGGCUGAACAAGGACAACUUCAUUUUUCACUGCAGUCACAAAGUGCAUGAGUAUAUGAAUGAAACUCUAUCAAACUGUUGGUUUAGUUUUCAGACAGCUGCCAAAUUAGCACUUCUCAGUUGGCCUCCAUGGUCAGUGGACUUGAUUCCCUGUGGUUUUUUCUUGUGGGGUUUUGUUAAGGAUAACGUUGAUGUGCCAAUAGUACCACUGAACCUGGAGGAGUUGAAGAACUGGAUCUAUACUGGCUUAACAUCAGUGACAAUAUACAUGCUUACCUGAGUAUGGGAGGAAUUGGAGUUCUGAUGUAAUAUUGUUUAUGUUGCUGGUGGAGGACAUAUUGAUCAUUCAUAAUCUAAACGCGAGAGAUAUGUAAAUGUGUCCCAAGUUUCGCAGUUGUAUGUCUUAACAUUUUAAUAAAUGUAUACAUUUGAAA
Molecule: messenger RNA, 4600 nt
Organism: Schistocerca piceifrons (Central American locust)
Lineage: Eukaryota; Metazoa; Arthropoda; Insecta; Orthoptera; Acrididae
Product: ubiquitin domain-containing protein UBFD1-like
Exons: 6
Coding region: 288-1088 (266 amino acids)
Molecular function (GO): RNA binding; cadherin binding
Source: RefSeq, a predicted model, not a curated record